This is a messenger RNA of Myodes glareolus (Bank vole), 1508 nucleotides long. RefSeq names its product otolin 1 (gene Otol1). The record is from RefSeq and is a predicted model, not a curated record. Gene Ontology annotation, molecular function: protein binding. Lineage: Eukaryota; Metazoa; Chordata; Mammalia; Rodentia; Cricetidae.
AUGUGGAUAUUUUCUUGGCUUUGUGUUUUCUUAAUUAUUUUGGCUGUGGCUGAUGUGGACACAGUAGGGAAGACCACACCGUACCCCAAAUUUACAAAGAAAUCUGACGGGAAGGAGAUGCUCAAGGGCCAAAAGCCAUCCAGUGGCUUUCCUCUGGAUGAAGAAGAAACUCUCCUUCCAGAAAUGGCUGCCGUGGCAGAGCCCACCACUAGCCCAUCUCUAUCAGCCACGGCCGAGCCCACCACGGACCCCUCUACUUCCGCCACCGCCGGUCUGUUCCCUUUUGAAAGCUUCUCUCUGGACGCGACUCGUUUCUUUUUGAAUUGCUGCCAUUGCUGUUCACCUGUCACCGGGGAGAAAGGAGAACCUGGAAAGAUGGGAAAGCAAGGUCCUAAAGGGGAAACUGGUGACGUUGGCAGCCCAGGGCCCCCAGGAAUCACUGGACUCCAAGGCCCCAAAGGCCAGAAAGGAGAGAAGGGACUAAAGGGAGAACGGGGAGACCAAGGAGCAGGUGGCAUUCCAGGAUACCCAGGAAAGCCCGGAGAGCAAGGUGGUUUUGGUCCCAAGGGAGACAAAGGAAGCAAUGGUCCGGCAGGAAUAAAAGGACAAAAAGGCUCCAAGGGUGACCUGUGUGGGAAUGGUACCAAAGGAGAGAAAGGGGACCCUGGGGCCUCUGGUGCCCAUGGCUUCAUUGGAGAGCCUGGGGCCAAGGGCGAGAAGGGGGAUGCUGGGGAGAAAGGCUAUCAUGGAAAUUCUGGGGAGAGGGGAGAGAAGGGGCAGAAGGGUGAGGCAGGCGUGAAGGGAGAAAAAGGAAGCAGGGGAGAAGCUGGGGCAGAAGGCAAAGGCGGCUCAGAUGGUCUACCUGGACCCAGAGGUGAUCCUGGCCCUAAGGGAGAAAAAGGAGAUUCAGGUCCUCCUGGUUUAACUGGACCUGCCGGGCCAAAGGGCGAGCUGGGGAGCAAAGGAGUUCGAGGGCCUACUGGGAAGAAGGGCUCCCGGGGGGUCAAGGGUUCCAAGGGCGAGGCCUCUCAGGUUCCACAGUCAGCUUUUAGUGCCCUGUUGUCCAAGCCUUUUCCUGCCCCAAACAUUCCCAUCAAAUUCGACAAGGUUCUCUCCAAUGACCAGGGCGAUUACAGCCCCAUCACUGGGAAGUUUAACUGCAGUACUCCAGGGACUUAUGUCUUCUCCUACCACGUCACGGUCAGGGGCCGACCUGCUCGAAUCAGCCUCGUGGCCCGCAACAAGAAGCAGUUCAAGUCCAGAGAGACGCUCUAUGGUCAGCAAGGAGACCAGGCUUCCCUCCUGCUCAUUUUGAAACUGAGUGCAGGAGAUCAGGUGUGGCUGGAAGUGUCAAAGGACUGGAACGGGCUGUACGUUGGCCCUGAGGAUGACAGUAUUUUUAGUGGCUUCCUCCUGUACCCGGAAGAAACUCAUGGAAAGUCACCAUAAAUUCGGGUUUUGGACACUGCACUUUUGAUUUAGUCUAUUAAUCUUGAGCACAGCUCUUA